CAACGGAGCAUCAUACACAGCUCAUACAGCUCAUGAGUGUGAAAGAAUACUUCAGAAUGGGCAGUCUGGAUGAUGUUCCCUUUAAGGUUCCACUGGGUUCUCUAGAUGAGCCUCUGGGCAUGAUGGCGCCAGUCACUGCCCAAGAAAUCAUCAUCCCAGACUACCACCAAAAAUUGCAUGACCUGCAGUAUGAUUUUUGUCUGGAGAACUGGGUUCUGAAUGGGUUCCGUGAUCGUUCUAAUAAGCAUGAUAUUGUUCCUGAGCUGGGUGGUGUGAUUCCAUCCUGCCCUCCGUACUGGCUCCUGUUCAGCAGCCCUCAGGAAAGGCGCUCUGUACACCUCUGCAGAAAGGGAUUGUGUGAUAAAGUACAGCGACAUCGCAGCCUAAGCUUGAGUUCAGCAGACCUGCAGAGACGGCACCUCACUCGUACGCACUUCCUCGUAGACAACUCUGCGCACGAUGCUGCUGGCUACAGCGAGGAUGAUGAGGGUUCCUCUCCUGAGGAAGAUCAACGUUUCCGCUCUCAGAGCAGAGAAAGAUCCAAAUUUUGCCUGCUUCAAGAUACUCAGAGGUCCGUGUCACCCCGAGCACCGGUCCACUCCUACAAAAACUCCAGCAGCUCUCUGAAGGAGAUGAGCAGCCCACCGAGCCUGAGGUCCUCACGACCUCACAAAAAACACAUUUCUGCAAGCUCCAAUGGAAAACGAAACGUCAUCACCCACAAAUCACAUGUCACAAACACCAAGCUCCAGCCCAGACCCUCCUCAGCUGGCCCGCAGCUUUCUGCUCACCAACACAAGUCUUCUCUGCAGGCUGCUCGUCCUCGUACUUCUCAUGGAGAUCGCCACUCAGUCCCAGACUCGUCUGUGGAGCUGCUGUAUGCUCUGAGCCAGGAAGAGAGAGAACUGGUCGAGAGCAUCACUGCUCAUGGAUACACACUACGCUCUGCCAUCCUGGCUUUGCAGCGCACUGGCACUCGCAGUGCAGAGCAGAUUCUGAAUUAUCUGUUGGCGCGUGAUCGUCUGUGUGCACUGGGGUUUGAGAAAACUCAGGUGGAGGACGCUAUGGAGAUGUUUCAGAACUGUGAGAGCAAGGCUACAGAGUUCCUGCGAUUGCUGGCUCAGUUCGGUGAAAUGGGCUUCCAGCAGAGCACUAUUAAAGAAGUUCUUCUCUUACAUGACAACCACCGGGAGAAAGCACUAGAGGAACUCGUCACGCACGUCACCUGAACGCUCUGCACACGCGAUAAGAUUUUACAUGGGAUUCAAUAUGUAAAUAAAUAUUAUUAUACACAUACUUAUUAUAUAGUAUAUGUUUCUAUACUCAAUACAUAUUAUGCACAUUCAGUACAUAUGAAUGGAUUAGAAGGUAAUUGCAAUGUGUUAAUGUGCUGUGGAUUUGUUGACUGUGUUUUACAUUGUGACUAGUUGCUUAGAAAUAACUGAUGAAGUUAUAAUCAAGCUUAAUCAGCUGUGAUGAAUUAUUAACGCAGUCUUGUGUGACAUAUUGUACAGGAUAGAUUCUGUUCACCCAAGCACAUUUUACUUUACUUUUAUUACAUCAAGUAAUACAUUUCAUUUACUUUCCUUUGUAAAGCUGUUAAUGGACUUUUUUGAUCUACUUAACUGAAUCUUGUUACAAGGUUACAUGCAUACAGUCAAAGGACAUAAGAAUUCGGACUAGUUUGUUUUCAAUAUAUUUACAGUACAUAUAUGCACUUAAAAAAUUGCACACAUAAUGUUUUUUUUUUUUUACCCAAAAUCAGAGCAUGUUUUUAAUUUUAUUUUUUAGUCUGUUGUUUAUUGUAUUUAGUAAAUUCUGUAU
This is a messenger RNA of Tachysurus vachellii, 1824 nucleotides long. It is a transcript of the gene ubap1la, whose product is annotated as ubiquitin associated protein 1-like a. The transcript is spliced from 6 exons. Gene Ontology annotation, cellular component: ESCRT I complex. The record is from RefSeq and is a predicted model, not a curated record. Gene Ontology annotation, biological process: ubiquitin-dependent protein catabolic process via the multivesicular body sorting pathway. Gene Ontology annotation, molecular function: ubiquitin binding. Lineage: Eukaryota; Metazoa; Chordata; Actinopteri; Siluriformes; Bagridae. The coding region runs from base 33 to 1229 and encodes 398 amino acids.